GCAUGGCAUCAUGCAUGUAUAAUAUACACUGACUGUUUGUAUUAAUUAUAGUGACCUAUAAUAUAGAUCUAUAAUCUAAAGUGAUGCUUAUAAGUUUAAUAUGUAUGCAAAAGAAAUGCCUAAACACAGGAAACCACAGACUAUCAUUGGAGUGCUGAUCUGCAUUCUAUGGUUGGCAAUUCCAUGCUUUGGGAGCAACUCUUUUGAACUGACUUUGGUCAGCCAUGAAGGAGAUAGUGUUUUUCUGCCUUGUAGUUACCCACUUGCAAGCAGUCUAUCAAUUGUUUGGGAAGUGAAUGAUGUCAUUUUUACUGUGGAAAGCUUGCCUAAUCAGCUACAAAGAGUGUCAAGUGGCUUAUUUAUAAGAGAUGUCUCACUUCAAGAUGUUGGUGAUUACAAUUGUUAUACUUACAGUAUGUCAAACCUUGAGCAACUGUACUCCAAUCACUUGGUAGUGAUUCCUUCUGAAAGUGAUCACUCAUCAGGGACUAUAGGUCAGCUGAAGACGGACUUAAACAUUGAUAGGGGACUUAACUUCCAAGCUACAGAGAACGAUGUGAUAUUUUUACCUUGCGUACCAGCCAUAGGAACGCACGCUGUGACACUAUGGAGGAUUGAUGGAGUUAUCUAUCCUGUAACGGAGCUUCCUCGUUGGCAUUCAAAGCACUAUGGUGGGAUCAUUGUGAAUCCUGCAAUGAGCAGCACAACAGGCACUGUAUAUGAAUGCUACACCACAGUUGACAACAGCAUUGGGCUGCUGUACACAGUGUCCCUUUCUUUACGACCGAGUAUCCCAAAAGAUAACGAAACCUUGCAUGCAGCUGUAUACAGUCAGUCAAACACAGCCAGGGUUAAACUUAUCAGCCGAUUGGUGAACCUGACUUUAGCCUAUAAGGAAUUUGGAUUCAAAAUCCAAUCAGAGGUGGACAGUACCAGUUUAGGUGCAGAACCUGAUAUAUUUUUCAUCACCGACGUGAUUAAAUAUGGCACUAUACUAUGGGAUGAUCUUUCAAAUGUCAUGGAGCCUAUUUUUUCGAUACCAAGCAAGCAUUUUCAAGACAUUGACGCAUAUGGUACAACAUAUGCAAAGAAUUUUACCAAUGGAGACAAUGAACCCUUUGCAACGCUUGGGUAUCUCUACAGAACAGAUGUAAAUGAGACUACCAACAACACCUGCAUACCUGAAGGUCAGACAUCUUGUGUCUACCUACCAGAAAAUAAAAAUGAUCUACGUGUCAUGUGGCCGACACAUCCGAAAUCUGAUGAUGACUGUAUUUGUCCUGUAUUUGCGGAGAGGGAGCUUGGACCCACAUUUAAAAGCUGUUAUUGCUUUGUAUUUAAUCUUACAACUUAUAACAUCGAGCUACAAGACAAUGACAGGAUAUGUUGGAAGAAUCUUGAUCGUGAUAGCAAUGACACAAAAAUACUGCUAGUUAAAGAAGAACUAAUUGGUAACUCUGAUGUGAGAGUGAUCGAAAGUCAAAACAGAAUUAUAGUGCAAGGUCCCCAGUAUCCACCAAAUCUUACAUAUAACAGCAGCAAUAACUCUGUAUGCGCUACAUCCGAAAGUGAAGAAUGGAGUCCUGUGAUAGGAACAGUAGUGGUGGUAAAUGAUGCCACAGGUGAUACCAUUCUUGAUCGUGCUAUACUGAAAUCAAACUUCUGCCUGGAACUUGAUGACCUACCGCAGAGUUGUGCACCGUUUCAAGUAAACAUGACAGCGUUUAGUCAGUGUGUUCAAUCCGAACCAAGCACUUUCCAGGGUCAAAAAAAUGGCACCAUAUGUCAGUGCCUACAAGAUAAAGUGAACCUAACAUUCAACAUCAGCUAUACUACAUAUGAUGAAAUCAUAGUAACUAUACAUUUCAGCUGUUUAAGUUUAAAGGACUACGAGAUAUCAAAUGUUUUUCUAAAAUCAACUCAACUCUCAAACUGUGGCAGCACCUGUAAGAAUGCAAGCACAUCCUUUGAUCUGUAUUGUGCGGUUAAUCAACCGUUCAAUAUUUCCAUUAUGGAUCUAAUGCCAGGGACUAAUUACGAGGUAUCAAUUGAAUGGAUGUCUCCUACUACUGGACAGCAUUGUUUGAUUGCAGAAAGUCAGCAAUCUAUUACACUCACAGAAGACUCUUCGAAGUUGACGCUCAUCCUCUCUUUGAGUGUACCUAUCGGGACCAUCUUACUAAUUGUCUUUAUUGUUUUCAUUGUACUGUUUUCAUUUGCCGUACGCAAUUGUCGUAAAAAUUUGAAAGCAAAAAAACGCUCGAUUAAUAUUUCAGAAACGGAAUAACUAUAAUUAUAAAUAUAGUUAUUUUACACUGCUUAUUAAAACACUUUACAUCCUAGAACCUAUACCAGUUGUCUAUAGUUUGUGCAAAUUAUAUGUGUUAAUAUUAAUUGUUGUCACGUAUAUAUUCGUGCUAACUAGAAUUACAGAUUGCAAUGAGAAAU
This is a messenger RNA of Halichondria panicea, 2448 nucleotides long. RefSeq lists its product as uncharacterized. Lineage: Eukaryota; Metazoa; Porifera; Demospongiae; Suberitida; Halichondriidae. The transcript has 9 exons. The coding region runs from base 101 to 2287 and encodes 728 amino acids. The record is from RefSeq and is a predicted model, not a curated record.